AUGGCUGAUCUCCCUCAGUCUCGUGUAACUCCUGCUCGACCUUUCCUCCACACCGGCAUAGAUUAUGCAGGGCCUUUUACUGUUAAAAUCUUCAACCUCAAGGCAGUGAGACACAUAAAGUCAUACUUUUGUACUUUCAUCUGCCUCGUCACGAAAGCUGUACAUUUGGAAGUAGUAACAGACCUAACGACUGAAUCUUUCAUUGCUGCAAUGACUCGAUUUGUAUCUCGCAGAGGACAUUCUUCCGACAUUUACUCGGAUUGUGGGUCCAACUUCAUUGGUGCUGACUCUACCCUACGCAAGAUUGUUGGAAAAUCUCUUUAUUGUCAAGACUCCAAACGGAAGAUUCAACGAUUCUCUUCACUUAAAGGCAUCAAUUUUCAUUUUAAUCCACCAGCCGCUCCGCAUCAAGGAGGAUUGUGGGAAUCGUCUGUAAAGAAUGUGAAACAUCAUCUCCGUCGAGUAAUGGGAAACUCAGUCUUAACACUCAUUGAAUUCAUCACAUUGUUGACCCAAAUCGAAGCAAUGCUCAAUUCCCGACCACUGACACCUCUUUCAAAUGAUCCUUCGGAUCUCGCAGCACUGACUCCCGCACACUUCCUGAUUGGUGCACCCCUCACAGCAGUACCUGAACCUAAUCUCCUGACAGUUCCUGAAAACCGUCUCAAGCAAUGGCAGCUAGUUCAAGCAUUUCAUCAACGCAUAUGGCAUAGAUGGCACCUAGAAUACUUAAACAACUUGCAACAACGUACCAAGUGGACUCGGAAAUCAAAAAAUCUUGAAGUGGGUGACCUUGUUCUGGUACAUAUGGACUCACCACCUCUCUCGUGGCCUCUCGCUCGAAUUACAGCAGUUCAUCCAGGGGCUGAUGGGGUUGUGCGAGUGAUAGACUUAAAAACAUCAAGUGGCAACCUCGGAAGAUCUGCCCACAAAGUGUUUCCCCUGCCAACUGUGGAUUCGUGA
Molecule: messenger RNA, 963 nt
Organism: Macrosteles quadrilineatus (aster leafhopper)
Lineage: Eukaryota; Metazoa; Arthropoda; Insecta; Hemiptera; Cicadellidae
Exons: 1
Coding region: 1-963 (320 amino acids)
Biological process (GO): DNA integration
Molecular function (GO): nucleic acid binding
Source: RefSeq, a predicted model, not a curated record